AUGGGUCUUUCGAAGCUCGUCGACAAAAUGAGAGCCCACUCUGUGGACUCAGUCAAUGCUGCUGAUCCUCCUGUCACUGCAGGUCAGCCACCUACCAAGAAGCAGAUCUACAGGGCCAGAUACAACUUUGGCCCGAACUUCGGUGCCUGUUUCGUGGGAGAAAAAUGGAUAUUCCACUCUCCGUUCCCCGAAGGUGCUAACACCGAGCUAGAGGCUGCCGAAAAGAAUAUCAAGGAGUUGGGCAAGGACGGUGCAAGAGAGAAGCUCGAGAACCAUUGGAAGUCAUACGUCAAUGAUGACGAUUGGCAGUGGCUUAAGGACAACGGAGUGACAGCUAUCAGGCUUCCAAUAGGAUACUGGAAUAUUGACGGCGGCAAGUACACUAAAGGCACUAAGUUUGAGAAGGUUGCAGAUAUCUACAAGAACUCUUGGGAAAUUGUCAAGAAAAACUUCAUUGAGCCUGCUGGUCGUUUUGAUAUCGGAGUGUUGAUUGAUGUUCAUGGUUUGCCCUAUGGUGCUAACGGAAACGAUCACAGUGGUGAGAGUGCCAAUGGGAAGGCUGAGUUUUGGGAGAAGAAGUCAGCACAAUCUUUGAUGAUCGAUGCACUCAAGUUUGUCGCUGGCGACGUUGCUCAAUAUGAGAAUAUUGCAGGAAUUCAGAUUGUGAAUGAAUCAGAAUUCUCGGAAACUGCCGGAAAGCAAAAGAAGUACUAUGCUGAGGCAAUCAAUGCUAUUCGGUCGGUCGACAAGUCUGUGCCUGUGGUGAUUUCCGACGGCUGGUGGCCCGACCAGUGGGCCAAAUGGGUACAGGAGAACCAGGACAUUGGAACAACUAUUGGUGUGGUUAUUGAUCACCAUGUGUACCGCUGUUUCGACGACAAGGACAAGUGCAAAAGCCCUGAGCAGAUUACGAACGACUUGGACGGUGAUCUUCUCACCAACAUCAAUGACGAUGGUAAUGGUGUCGAUUUCAUGGUUGGAGAAUGGUCAUGUGUUUUGGAUGGCCAGACAAUCAGUAAAGCCGGAUUGGAUCCCAAUGACUAUGGGAACCAAAAGAGAGCUGAGCUCACUGGCCAAUACGGAGCCAAGGUCGCAGAUCUCAUCUUCAAGCGCGCUGGAGGUGGCUGUUUCUUCUGGACUUACAAAUUCGAGUCUGGCAAUGGAGGUGAAUGGGACUUCCGCCAGCAAUUGCACCACAGUUUCAGCCCACCAGCUAUCACAGUGCCUGACGACAACAAGUUCCAGGAACUUCUCGACGGCAAUUUGAAGGCACACACUGACUACUGGAACCUGCAAAAUCCCAAGGAGAAGUACGAGCAUGAUCGCUACAAGGAAGGGUUCACUGCUGCCUGGAGAGACAGUGUGGAAUUUGCCAAACAGGGUUCUCUUCUUGGGCGCAGGCAAGCGGUGAAAUGUGCCCGUUUGAAAGAGCACAUUGACGCCAAGGGCAAGUCGAAGUUCCUCUGGGAGUGGGAGCAGGGCUAUGACAAGGCUAUCGAGGAGUUUAACAAGUUGUAA
Messenger RNA from Candidozyma auris, 1518 nucleotides. Its product is annotated as 17-beta-hydroxysteroid dehydrogenase-like protein. The transcript has a single exon. Gene Ontology annotation, cellular component: cell surface; extracellular region. Gene Ontology annotation, molecular function: glucan endo-1,6-beta-glucosidase activity. Gene Ontology annotation, biological process: glucan catabolic process. The coding region runs from base 1 to 1518 and encodes 505 amino acids. The record is from RefSeq and is a predicted model, not a curated record. NCBI's taxonomy places the organism in Eukaryota, Fungi, Ascomycota, Pichiomycetes, Serinales, Metschnikowiaceae.